GUCAGUAUUCCAUCUCGGUCCUCCUUCAGCACAGCUUUUCCGGCCCGAUCGUAGCAGAGACAUUUAAAAAAGAUUCAGUCGACCUAUGCGCGUACGAGGACGACGCUAUGGGCAGAUUUUGGCCUCUCUUCCUUGUGCUGGCAGCGUGCGGGGCCAGCGGAGCAUUUCGAGAGGCGAGGUCGGCCAAGGUCACAGCUGACCUGGUCAAAGAUCAAACCAACGAGCAUCAGCACGGCAGCAGCGCCUUACCACUGAGGGCUGACGGAAAGAAUCCAGUUCACGAGUGCCCGAGCAAUGGCGUCCAUCACGCCAUUUUAGACAAAGACAGUGAAGAAGCAUGCCAGCUGCACGGAGGACUUACCCCAAGAUGUUCGGAUUUGUCUGGUCUCAUCGUCUUCCUCAACGAAACGCGGACCAGACAAAAUUUUACGAUUUUGGGCGACGGAAAAAUCGAUGUGUAUCUGAAGGAAUCCAAGCUGGGAGAGUUCGGACUGAUGUACAAAUGCUAUUCAUCCAACAAAAGCGAGUAUGCCUUUAAAAAAAAUAGGCGUUGGGAAUCCACCUUCGGAUGUGCAGAACUUAACGUGUAUAUCAGCAAACUUGGAGUAUUUGAACUGUUCGUGGAGGCAACCGUACAACCCUGCCCAAAAUAAUGAUUAUGGGGCUUACCUCUACAACAGGACAUGGCACUGCAACUACGGGCGCGACCAGUGCGUGGCGA
Penaeus vannamei (Pacific white shrimp) is the source of this 721-nucleotide messenger RNA. NCBI's taxonomy places the organism in Eukaryota, Metazoa, Arthropoda, Malacostraca, Decapoda, Penaeidae. The record is from RefSeq and is a predicted model, not a curated record.